AACGAAAUGCCGGGAAUCGACGGCAUGGCUGGCGAUGGCGAGACAAACCCAACCACGGUUUUAUUUAUUCUAUUAUAUCACUCGUGAGUUUAUCGGUGUUUGGUUUAGAAGUUGUGUGCCAGUGUGCCAGUAUCGGUAGUUUAAAAUACGAAAUUUUUGCCAGUGUGUCAUCGCUGUCAUUGGCUGGGCGGGGGUGCGGCUCUUUUUCUAUUUCACCGAUAAACGAUAGAUAAAUAAGGCAACAAGUAAAGUCAACCCUUGUAGAAAUAAUACAAAAUACAAAUAAAUACCGGAAGGCGGGUAAACUGAUUUCCGAGUUUUGGGUUGUCUUUGAAGAAAGCACAUGUGUUAAAAAAAUAUAUAAAAAGUGUUUAGGUACCUAUGAAGUAGCGAGAUAAUUUUAGAAAUUUAAUUUAGAAAAUGGAUCUUCAAGAUAAUAAGUUAGUGUUCAAAGAACUACCUAUGGGACCUUUAACUCGCUAUAGGAACCAAUCUAGGUUUGAUUGGAGGAAAUUAAAAUUGUUUUUCGAAGAUGAAGACCUUUUAACUAUGAAAUUGGUGGUAUGGAAAACGUUAGAAAAAGAUCCGUUAUUUAAUAGACCCGUAAUCGAAAGUUCCACAGACGAAAAGAAAAGGAUAGCGGCAUUACAGUUGAGAAAAUAUAUAGAUUAUAGAUUCGUAACUUCCGAAUUAGAAAAGCCAUAUCGAAAAAGGACUAGACUAUUGAUGGCCUGCAAUGAAGCCUUAGCCGUUACUUUUCCGGACGUUUCUAUAAAACACGCUCUAGGAAUAGGACUCUUUAGUAAUACUAUACUCACUUUAGGUACGGACAAACACCGGCAUUACGCUUAUGCAGGUAAUAAGAUGUUGUCGUGUCUAGCACUAACCGAAGUGGCGCACGGUAGCAACACGAAACAAAUGAGGACCACAGCUACUUACGACGCACAUACCAAAGAAUUCGUCAUCGAUACGCCUGACUUUGAAGCCGCUAAAUGCUGGGUAGGAAAUUUAGGUAAGCAAUGCACGCAUGCUCUUUUAUUCGCGCAGUUAUACACCAAAGGACAAUGCCAUGGAUUACACGCAUUCGUGGUACCGAUUAGAGACCCCGACACGCUUUUACCGUACCCUGGAAUCCUGUUAGGCGAUAUGGGUGAAAAAAUCGGCUUGAACGGUAUAGACAACGGAUUUAUAAUGUUCAAGAACUUCCGAAUACCCAGUGAUAAUCUUUUGAACAGAACGGCCGAUGUAACGCCGGAAGGCGAGUACGAGAGCUCCUUCACGGACCCGGGCAAGAUCCUGGGGGCUGCUUUGGAGAAUCUGUCUAUGGGCAGAGUGGGUAUCAUGCAAGAGUGUUCCAAUAAUUUGAUAUGCGUCGUUACUAUUGCCGUCAGGUACGCGGCGGUGCGAAAACAAUUCGCUCCAAAUGGGGAAGGAAACAAUAACAUGAACGAGUUGCCGAUUAUCGAGUAUCCGCUGCAUCAAUGGAGGUUAUUUCCACACAUGGCGGCGGCCGCUGUAUUAAGAGUAUUCGUUAACGGUUUUACUGAAACCUACUUAACUACAGUCGAAAAAUCAACUACCUCAGUAGAGUUACAGAAUUUAAGCGAAAUGGUAUCAGAAAUACACGCCCUAGUCUCCGUCGCCAAACCCCUGAUGAGUUUUGCGUCCAGAGAUGCUGCACAGGAGUGCAGAGAAGCCUGUGGCGGUCACGGGUUUCUAAAAGGCGCUCGGCUGGGCGAAAUCAGAAAUACCGUGGAACCUUGUCUAACGUACGAAGGCGACAAUAACGUACUGAUGCAGCAAACCAGCAACUGGCUGUUGAGACAAUAUCAGGCAGUCGCGGCUGGAGAGAAAUUUUCGUCUCCGCUGGGAAGCUGUUCGUUCUUUUCGGAUUUCAAAACGAUAAAGAACCUUAGGAGUAACGUUAGGAGCGUUUCUGAAGUACAAGUUAAGGAAUUUAUAAUGGCUUCCUAUCAAUGGUUGAUCUUGUACCUGGUCGAGGAAACCGACAAGAGAAUGAACGAAGUAAUGCAAAGCGGUUUGGAUAAAUUUACUGCCCGUAAUGAAUCUCAAGUAUAUAGGGCGUCAGUAUUAUGUAGGGCGUACGGUGAAUACACGGCUCUCAGGUAUUAUUGGGCUAGAGCCGAAAAGGCCGACAGCAGUUUGGAAUCAACAGUAACCAACCUCGGCAUUAUGUACGGCUUGUGCGGUUUAGAUAAGCAUUUGGCGUACUUUUAUCAAGGCGGUUACGCGCGGCAACCUGAGUUUGCGCAACACAUCAAAGAGGCCAUUUUGGAUUUGUGCAAGAAACUGAAAGGGGACGCGCUGUCUGUCAUCGACGGUCUGGCGCCGACGGAUUAUGUCGUCCAUUCGGUCUUGGGAAAAUCCGAUGGAAAGCUGUACGAAAAUCUGGAAAAAUUAAUAAAGGAAAGUCCUAGUGCGACGUCCAGACCAUCUUGGUGGCGCGAAAUCGUUUACGACAGUGUGGAACUGUCAAAACUCACCAGCAAACUUUGAACGAAGCUACUAGAAAAUUGAUUUAAUAAAAAUGCACAAAUUUGUUUCGAAUUUUUUUAAAUUUAUAUACAAAUUUUAUUGAAAAAUGAAAGCAUUUAUUUCUUAUAUUUACCAAAUAAUGAACCAUGAUGUAUUUUUGU
This is a messenger RNA of Psylliodes chrysocephalus, 2657 nucleotides long. NCBI's taxonomy places the organism in Eukaryota, Metazoa, Arthropoda, Insecta, Coleoptera, Chrysomelidae. The record is from the annotation of a GenBank genome assembly.